Molecule: messenger RNA, 879 nt
Organism: Symbiodinium natans
Lineage: Eukaryota; Dinophyceae; Suessiales; Symbiodiniaceae
Source: the annotation of a GenBank genome assembly
AUGGCUCGAGCUCUCUUGAGUCGGUGUUCCGACUCAAUCUUUCCCUCCUCCCUCCUGUGCGCCAGCAUGCUGCGAGUUUUCAAGGCUUCCGGCGAGGAGGUGCUGGCAACUGAGCUUGCAGAGUUCACCAAGAUGAUCCGUAGGGAUGGGCAGCAUGUCCGACCUGUCCGGGGGCAGCCCGUCCGGGGAUUCCACCUCAAGCGCCACCUGCAAGAACUCUGUGGGCUGGCACGGUUCAGACAGCGGCUACUAGAGCCAAACGGCAGCAUCCUCUCGGACGAUGCCACUCUGCACGGACCCGUCGAUUUGCAGCUGAUCCUCCUGCCCUUCACCCCGAGUUCCCAAGAGCAAGUGCAAGAGCUCUGCCAAGCUGCGCGGCGCAACGACACGCAAACCUUGGCGCGGCUCCUGCAAAGGCCCCAGGACCCCAACCUCUUGUGGAAGCGCAGCGCUCCUCUGUACAGCGCCGCGAACUGCAACUCUCUGGAUGCCGCUCGCCUGCUGCUGGAGGCGAAGGCGGACAAGGAGUGGGUCAGCCAUCGUGGCAUCACUCCCUUGCAGGUUGCAUCUCUAUGCGGCCACAUUGAAGUCGUCGGCUUGCUCUUGGAAGCCAAAGCUGAGAAGGACAGGGCGGACCUGGAAGGCCGAACCCCCAUGCUACUGGCAGCUCGCUCGGACCACGGAGAAGUCGUCCGCCUGCUCUUGGAGGCGAAGGCUGACAAGGACAAGGCGAGCAGCUUAGGCGCAACCCCGAUGUCCGUGGCCAUCGCGAGAGGAUCCCAGGAAGUUCUCCGGGUCCUUCUGGAUGGCAACGAGGAAGCUCUCCAAGUCCUCCUGGAUGGCGCGGGCCGGCCUUUGAAGAAGCGUAGAACCGCGUGA